UCACUUCAAAAAGAGAUUCAAAAUGACGAUUAUUCUCGCUCUUUAGAACCUUUCUAAACACAGCAUCAAGAUGAGAAAGAGAAGGAAAAAGAUUUCUCCGACAGUUCUGGAGAUAAAAUCCGAACCAUGUGACCAUGAAUCUCUUGUAGAAAGUGAACCAAAGACAUUGUUAAAAAUUGAGAAAGAGGAAUUUUCUGAAGAUGGAAAAGAGAAUAUUAAUCUUCUUCUAACAGAAGGAAUCCUCGGGAACGGGAAUCCUUGCAGUACAGAUAUUCCAGAUUCCCUGCAGUUUCACGAUUCCACAUUUGCACAUUCCAUAUUCUCAUUGGAAAUUCCUGCUGCUAAAUCAUUGUAUUUUCCCCCUAACAUAAUAACUCCGGAUAAAUCUAGUUUUCAAAAAACCCAAAGUGUCCGUGAGAUUCCGCCCCUGCUUCCUUUAACUCCACCCCCUGUAACUUCAGGCUGUGAUAACUCCUCCCUGCACAGAAUGAGGAUGAAAAUGAAACUACGGACUGAUACAAGGAUACAUUUAAGAUUUUGCAUAGAGAAACCGUCCGACAUGCCGGCAGAAAUCUGGGAUACAAUUAUCAAGCUCCAGUUAUCUGUAGAGGAUAAGCUUGAGGAAGGUUUGCUGCGUGUAUAUAAUGAAAAUGAGGUUGAAACAAAACGACAUUUCUCCUGUUUUGGAUGUUCUUUCAGAGCUGCCAGACUUAGUCAGAUCUCUCAACAUUUAGACCUUCAGAGGGUCAGCUUGGUUGAAUAUGAGUGCAAGCAAUGCUUAUUUGUAAACCCAUCCAGAUGUGUAUUAAACCAACAUAUGAAGAACCAUCAGCUGGACCCGGAUUACAGGAAGAGUAUUAAAGGAGGUUUGUUCUGUACACAUUGUAGAUACAAUGUAAGAUGCAGGAGUUAUCAUGCACACAAGGAACUCAUACAUACACCCCUCAUCCAGGCACACUUGCAGGACGAACAUUUAAUCCAUUGGAGGGAGUGGUUUCAUGGCAAAUAGUGAGGAGUACAUAAAUCAUUGGAGGGAGUGGUUUCAUGGCAAAUAGUGAGGAGUACUUAAAUCAUUGGAGGGAGUGGUUUCAUGGCAAAUAGUGAGGAGUACAUAAAUCAUUGGAGGGAGUGGUUUCAUGGCAAAUAGUGAGAAGUACAUAAAUCAUUGGAGGGAGUGGUUUCGUGGCAAAUAGUUAGGAUUACAUAAAUCAUUGGAGGGAGUGGUUUCAUGAAAAAUAGUGAGGAGUACAUAAAUAAUUGGAGGGAGUGGUUUUCAUAGCAAAUAGUGAAAAGUAAAUACACCACGGGAAGGAGUGAUUUCGUGGUUAAUAGUAAGGAGUAAAUAUACUGCACUUGCGGGAGUGUUUCAUGGUAAAAAUAUGGCAUAAUAUAUAAUACUCCAAUGUGAAUGAAAUGAGCCAUAAAAUGAUGAAUCAAUUUUUGAGAGAGAAGUGAUAAGUAUUUUGUGUUCUCUUUCUACCUUAAAAAUUAUAAACUAUUCCAAAUAGAAAGCGUAAUUAACUUAGCCAAUCAAUGUUCUAUGGCGGUUACCGAACAACAAUGUGCUGGUAAAUUAAUUUGUCUUGAUUUGCCACAAAUCUGUAAAAAAUAAUAUGCUUUUUUUAUUACGUAUUGUUUUUUUUAUACCAAGAUGUGCCUUAAAGCAAUAUUGUUCUAAGUUUUCAUUUUUUUUCUGAAUGCUUUUACAUGUAAUGUUCUAGAAGUUUUUUUAUACAAAUUAAAAUCGUUUAAUGGAAACCGUUGAA
This is a messenger RNA of Eurytemora carolleeae, 1766 nucleotides long. RefSeq lists its product as uncharacterized. The transcript is spliced from 7 exons. The record is from RefSeq and is a predicted model, not a curated record. NCBI's taxonomy places the organism in Eukaryota, Metazoa, Arthropoda, Copepoda, Calanoida, Temoridae. The coding region runs from base 71 to 1009 and encodes 312 amino acids.